AUGAUGAACAAUAAUGCAGCAGCACAAGUUAAUUCAGUUCAUAAGUUAGUUCAAAUCCCAGGUUCCUAAAUUCUAGAUUCAAAGUUCUAUGUAUAUUUUUCCAGUGCUCAACAACAAUCAUUUAUGAAAUCCGUCGAUUCUCCACCGAUGCAUCAACAAUCUUCAACAUGUUUCUGGCCGCCACCACCGCCAUCAUCUGCCCAACUUCAAACAUCUUCUAACCCAUCAUCUGGCACGAGUUCAUCGAAUAAUAAUAAUUUAACAAAUACGAGUUCGAAUGCGGAUGCACAAUCAGAUAAUGGAGGAGGUUCGGAAUCAGCGGCAAGUCCGACAAUUCCAUUAGCAACGAGGUGAGUGAAGGGAGACUUGGGGGAGCCUUUGGGGGGAAAGGUAGACUGAAUGGCGUCCGGUAGAUUUUUGGAGAAACAAUUUUGAAUCAAAAAUUUUUGAAGUUUUUUUUAGAUUAUAGAAUUUUGUAGAAAUGUUAGUUGAAAAUGAUGCAAUAAUUUUGAAGGGUAGAUCAGAAAUUCCAAACUGAAAACUAUAAGCUUGAAAAUUAAGAUUUUUGUGCUAAUUAGAAUAAUCCUGAAGUGUUUCUUGAAUUUCAUCAGCUAGGGAAAGUUAGAAGUUUCAAAAACAAACUUCGGAAGUGAGGAUCAGAAACCCCAAAUUUAUAAAAAAACAUCUGUAAAACCUUCUGACUUCAGUUUUAGCUUCAAAAGUACCUCGGAAAUUAUUGAAUUUAUGUGUUGAAAUUGAAAAAAUCUGGGAAUUUGUUAGAAGCCUAGGAAAUAUAAAAUGGAAAAUUUUUUGAGAUUCAGGAACUUUUUAUUUUUUAAACCUUGUUAGGUUUUACAUUUUCAGAAACAAAGUUCUGAAGUCAAAAAUAUUAUUUUUGAAAUUUAAUUCAGUUCUGCUUUAAAACUCCAGGGGAAUAGUUCAAGUUCUAAUCGAAUUUAGUCCAAAAAAAUUCAGAAAAAUAGAUUUUUAGACUGAAAUGUUGAGAACAAUAAAACGCUAACUGAAUUCAAAAAAAAUAUCCAAAACAAAAAUCAGUUUGGAAAAGUAAACAUCUAGAAGCUUUUAGUACAAAAAUUGACCUGAUGUUUGACGCGAAAAAAUGCUAGAAUGAUAAAAACAUGACCGUUGAUCUGUCUUUUUUCGCAGUUCCGGUAUGACAAUGCCAUCAGCAGCUGGAAUGUAUCAAUUCAACGCAAAUCGAUUUCCCGGAACAGCGACUAAUGGCUUCGAAAUGAUGGUGAACAAUCCAAUGUAUUCUGAUUUCUAUCAGAAUAGUUUAGCAGCUUCAACUUAUACAAUGUAUGGAUAUGGUCAACAAUAUCCAUUUCCAGCCAGUUAUACAAUGCCAAAUAUUGAUAAUAUAAGUGGUUAGUUUAGUUUUUUGGUUCCCCCAAUCAAUAUUUCACGCUAUAAAAUAAUAUGAUAUGAUAAUUAGUCCCCUCGAUUUACGAUUCAUUCUAUUUUAUGACUUUUCGCGGGGGGUCAUUCACUAAAGAAAAUCGGAUUAUAAUAUAAUUUUCCCUCUGGUGAAGUAACUCAGUCAGUUUCCCCCAAAAAAUAUACCACCACAAAAAAAAUUGUGUACUGAUAGUGAUAAAGAAAAAAUUUUGGUUGGUUGUGUGUGAUUUUUCAUACAUACAUUCAAUAUCAAAGAGAAAUGCCGAAAGGCAAAGGGUACUGUAGGUGACGAAGAUAAGGCAGACACCUUACAAACUUUUUUUUUGAAUCGAAAUUGAAUUGGGUACUGUAGAUUGAUUUAUUUAUAUAUUUUUUUGAAAAAAUUUGUCUCUGCCAUUGAAACAAAAAAAAAUGUGUAUUAUUAAUCCGCUCAAAAAAGUCGUAAAUUUAGAACUCUACCUACAGUAGUAUUUUCCUUUUUUUUUUGUUAAAAAAAUUGAUUUAUUGUUGGAGAAAGAUUAGUAUAAAUUGGAAUUAGGUACAUCGACACUUUCUUUUUUUUUCUUCCCAAAACAACACCUGGUUACAAAUGCACGCAUGGUGCUGGUCGUAAAAUUGCGUCAAGCAAAUAGGAAAAAAAAACAGCUCCGCAGAUGGCCAGCAAAAUUAACCUUUGAGAAAAUUUGGAAACGAGAAAAAACAAUUUUGAAAAAUAUUUACUUCCUCGCUCGUUCAUUUUCGGCCGCGACGAGACACACAUCUUUCAAAAAUCGAUGCGCCUUUAUAUUACACGGUGUUUCGAAAUACGUUUCCAGUGUGUUUUGGUGGCUCAAAAGGGGUUUUUCUUCAAAACCCUUGAAACUCCAGUGUUUCCUGAGACUCCAUUCUUUGAUUUAUUCGAAAUUCAGUUGAUUUAUCCUUUUUCCCCUGUAAAAACAUCGAAAACCUCGAGAAUCCAAAAAAAAAGAAAAAAAAAAGAAAAGAGGUACCGUAGUUUUUGAAAGGCGCACAGAUGAAACACACAGGGUCUCGUCGCGACGAACAAAUAUUUUUCAAAAUUACUUGUUUCCGAUUUUUCUUCUUUUUUUUGAAACUUUUUUAAGGAUGCAACUUUAAAGACACACAAUCCACUAGAAAUGAACAAAAAAUGAGUUUGCUAUUCUUUCAUAACACCUUUCAAGUAAUCGGAAUUCAUAAAAAUCAAGAAAAAAUUUUGAGUCUGGCAAAAGUGAAAAAAUAAAAUAAUUGUAUUUGAAAUCGCUCAGCCGACGGAAAUUUGGAAAGUGUGUGCACACAGUGUGUCGCUAGAGCGCACAUGCUGGUUUUGUCGUUUGAAAAUAAAUGCGGGAAAUCUGUUUUUUCCAGUGGCUGAUGUGUCUUUAACAAAAAAAUAUUUUCUGCUUACAAUUAGUUCAAUAUUUUUUACCAGAAAAUCGAUAUUUCUAUAGAAAUUUUUAUGGUUUGGGAUUUGAAAACAUUUCGAAAAGAACAUAGAAUACUAAUUUGCACUAAUUCUUAACACUAAUUCCUGCUCCAAUUGGAUCCAAAAAUUGUUCUUCUUAAAAUAAGUUGAAAGAUGAUAUGCCGACACCUUCUGGGCACCUCCAAAAAAUUUUACGAUCCAUUUUUAUGUUCGAAACAGACGAAGAAGAAAAAAAGAGGAGGAGAUAGAUACACAUCUACAGUAACCAGAAAGGACAUUUUUUUUUUGAAAAUGCGAAGAAAAAGAAAAAGGAAGGAGCAAGCAAACAAAUCGAUUUGUCAUCAAACAAAUAACUAGAAUAGAAUCGUAAAAAUAUUUGGGGCCAUCGAUUUUUUUCCAAAAAAAUAUGAAAAGAAAAAAUAAAUAAAAUAUGAGUUCCUCCCGAAAAAAAUAAUUCCUACUGUAAUCCACCACAUGUCCAAUUAAUUAGCCGUCGGCCUCAAUUGAAGUCGGAUCGGGGCGAGCGAGUUUUUACGAUGCCUUUUCCCUCUAGGCACCUGCUCCAGCCAGCAGCUUUCUAUUUAAUUGGUUGAGCCUCUUUUGAGACUACGGUAGCGCCACAAAGUCUGCUAGAAAAUAAUAGAAAACAGAAUAAAAAUGUUCGAAUGUUUCAGAUGGAAGUCAAUUGGAAUGGACAUCUUCGAGUCAUUCGAUGCGCAAAAAAAGGAAGCCGUAUACAAAAGCGCAAACUUUGGAGUUAGAGAAAGAAUUUUUGUAUAAUACGUAUGUUAGUAAACAAAAACGAUGGGAAUUGGCGAGAUGUUUACAAUUAUCAGAGAGACAGGUUAAAAUAUGGUUUCAGGUAUGUUUUGGGGGGAUCAGAACUGGAAGAUUAUAGGUUUUUUUGGUCCUAAAAUUUAACUUGGAACUUUUCAAAGUAGGGAUUUUGAGCUAAAGAUAUUUCAAUUUGAAUUUCAGGGCUGAUUUUCAGCAUUGAUUCAAUUUUCUAGUCACCUUUUUCAGUUGAAACUUAAAUUCGCAAAUUAAUUUUCAAAGAUUUGAAAUAUUAUAAGAUCUGGAAGCAAUCGCGAUUUUUGGACCUAGGAAAUCUGUUAUCAAUUUUCAGCCUGAACCUGGUUUCAAGUUUUUUUUAAAAUUUUCCAAUCCCCAAUUUUUAAUAACGAAUUUUUGAAACGUAUUUUUUUCUGCAAAAAAAUGGGAACAUUUUUCCAGACUUUUACAACUUCUAACUAUAAUUCCAGUUUGCUUUGGAAAAAUUGAAUAUAUUUUUAGAAAAAUUUAAAAAAUAAUUAGAAAGUUUCGAAAAAAUUCCGGAGUUUUUUUUUGGAUGAUUGAAAGUUAUCCUAACUUUUUUUCUAACUUCUAAAAAUUAUCUUCAAAAAUUGCAUCAAGCUAAAAAUCCAACCAAAGCCCAAAUAGGCCCAAUCUGAAGCCUGAACUCAGCCAAAAUAUCCCUUUUUCAGAACCGCCGAAUGAAAGACAAAAAACAAAAGCAGCGAACAUCUGGAGAUGGAACUGGACUCAUUAUGACACCGUGUCUAGAUUAG
Messenger RNA from Caenorhabditis angaria, 4410 nucleotides. NCBI's taxonomy places the organism in Eukaryota, Metazoa, Nematoda, Chromadorea, Rhabditida, Rhabditidae. The record is from the annotation of a GenBank genome assembly.